AUGCCCCAGAACUACCCCAGAAAGGCCCAUUACAUGCCAACCCAAAUGAUAAAUUUAUGUGAGGGUAUUACCACUGUCGGUAGUCAGUCAUGGAAGCUACGUCGGAGCACCAGCCACCAGAACGCCAUGUCUGACCACCAAAGACUGUUCAAGACACCGGAGAACACACCAAAGUCGACAUUGAGGAUGUCGACCUUUCCCGCCAGUGGUCAUGGAUUAAGUCGGCUUGCAGGUGUCGACUUUCUCCGCUGUACUCACACAGAGGAUGUCGACUUGCGGAGGUUGACUUCCUCUGCCUUAAUGGUCUGGAGAGUCGACUGGGACGGGUCGGUUUAG
Messenger RNA from Striga asiatica, 336 nucleotides. NCBI's taxonomy places the organism in Eukaryota, Viridiplantae, Streptophyta, Magnoliopsida, Lamiales, Orobanchaceae. The record is from the annotation of a GenBank genome assembly.